AUGAGUUACAAUGCAGCAGUAGCCCUCACCCGUCUCGUGCUCACCCGUCCAGCAGCGCCUGUCAGCAGAGCCUCUUCCCUUCUUCUCCGGAGCAGCACCAGAUGCUACUCUUCGCACUCGCCCAUGGCCCCCGGUUCCCUCCCGCCCCGGAAGAAGGUCACCAUAAACUCCCUCCGCACCAUGCAUGCCAACAAGGUCCCCAUAGCAAUGAUGACGGCGCACGAUUUCCCCUCCGGCCUAGCUGCUGACCAGGCGCAUAUGGAUAUGAUUCUUGUGGGUGACUCGCUGGCCAUGGUAGCAUUGGGAAUGGAGGAUACGAAUCAAUUGAAGCUGGAGGAUAUGCUUCACCAUUGCCGCGCUGUUUCGAGAGCUGUUAAAUCAGCUUUUACCAUCGGCGACCUCCCAAUGGGCUCCUACGAAGUCUCCCCUGAGCAAGCAGUCCGCUCCGCCAUCUCCAUGAUCCAAGAUGGCCGAGUAGAGUCCGUCAAGCUCGAAGGCGGCGCCGAAAUGUCGCCCACAAUCUCCCGCAUCACCUCCAUCGGCAUCCCCGUCCUAGGGCACAUCGGUCUGACUCCUCAGCGCUCUCACGCCCUCGGUGGCUUCCGCGUCCAAGGCAAGACCGCUUCCAGCGCUAACAAGCUCUUCACCGACGCUCUCACACUACAAGCUGCGGGCUGCUAUUCACUCGUUCUCGAGGCUGUUCCCGCGCCUGUCGCGGCGCUCAUCACCUCCAAGCUGCGGAUCCCUACGAUUGGGAUUGGCGCGGGAGGUGGGUGUAGCGGGCAGGUGCUGGUGCAGAUUGAUGCGUUGGGGAAUUUUCCGGAGGGGCGGUUUAUGCCCAAGUUCGUGAGGAAGUAUGGGAGUGUGUUUGAGGAGAGUAAGAGGGCGAUUGAGAGGUAUCGAGAUGAGGUGAAGAGUGGCCAGUAUCCGGCGGUUGAGCACACGUACCCUAUCAGUAAGGGUGAAUUGGAGGAGUUUGAGGCCAUCGUAGAGAGGCGUUCUAAGGAGUUUGAGAUAGAGGAAUAG
Messenger RNA from Morchella importuna, 1026 nucleotides. RefSeq lists its product as uncharacterized. NCBI's taxonomy places the organism in Eukaryota, Fungi, Ascomycota, Pezizomycetes, Pezizales, Morchellaceae. Gene Ontology annotation, biological process: pantothenate biosynthetic process. Gene Ontology annotation, molecular function: magnesium ion binding; 3-methyl-2-oxobutanoate hydroxymethyltransferase activity. The coding region runs from base 1 to 1026 and encodes 341 amino acids. Gene Ontology annotation, cellular component: mitochondrion. The record is from RefSeq and is a predicted model, not a curated record. The transcript is spliced from 6 exons.